AUGAAACUGCUGACUGCAUUGUCCUUCGUCGCUAUCAUGUCUCAGCAUAUCAUUAAAUUGGUGCUCAUAUUUAUCUUUAGCCUCAACAGUCUUGUGGAAGCAGCGCUUCCGGAAAAUGCUCUCGCAGGGAACGACAAUCGUGCUAUGGACGAGAUCGACCUUACAUCGCUCCUUACUCCAAGAGUGCCGAAGCAGAAGCCUCUUAUACAAGAAGCUCUCCUUCUCAUUGAUUCGAUGAAGCUCGCUCCAUCCUGCAACCGGCUGGCGGUAUCAGAGCUCGUCUCUUCCUGUCAGUCAAUCGGGGGUCGGACCGAGAAACAAGACACGGAUAUAUACUUGGACCUGGAGCUCGUGCGCUCGCUUUAUGCAGCCCGUCUUGCCAUUUGUGAGCUUCGAGAAGCUAAGGCAGCAGCGCCAGACACGUGUUCCUCAUUGGUGAUUGUGCCGCCGCAGAAAAGAGGCAAGUUCGGAUUUAUUUUCGGGGAUAGAAUCCGCUUCCGUGCUCCGGAGGUCAUUCAGAAGCCGCAGUUGGAGUCUUGCCUUCAGUCGCUAGAGACCCGGCCGCAGUGGUGGACUUCCUAUAGCAACAGUCGGCAAAAUGCUGUGGUUAUAUGCCAGGCGGCCAGGGAUGAAACUGAGAAGGAGGAGCUCCUUGAGCUUUAUCGAUCUAUACUAAAUAGCUCUGCCGAGCUGGAGCGUGGUCUCCACGAGGCAUUGGAGGUCGCUGCAGCUGACCUUGCCCGUCAGAAGGAAUUCAUGCAAGUGGUCGGUAUCAUGAGAAGCAGGAUGAGACAGGAACUGGAAGAAACCGAUAUGCGCUUGAAAUCGACGAUGGACCGGAUUUUGCACAGCCUGUACGCGUAUGCCGUCGACUCAUUCAAGGGGUCCCUUGGGCCUGCGAUUGACACACUGCAGCAAAAGACAGACACCCUCGAAUUCAAACUCCAGACUGUUGCUACCGAAGCUGAUAAGCUUGGUCGCACACUACACGCUCUACACCAAGAGUCUGCCAAGAGGGACCAGGAAUUGGCGGAUGCGCAGCAGAGAGAGCUAGAGACCACCAGGGAGACGGCCUUGGCUCACGACGAAAGCGUAGGAGCACUUUGCCAGGAUAAUUUGGCAAAACUCUUGCAAUUUGAUGCUUCUCUGCGCAUGCCAGGCAUUCAGAAGGCUCUUAAUGAGUCCGAAGAGCGAACCGAACAGCUGCAUCAAGCACAAUUGCAGCAAUACGAAGCUCUACAAGAAACAUCCCGAUUACACCAGCAGCAACAAAUUCACUUGAAUGGCAUGCUGGCUGACCUUGACAAAGCAGCCGUCAUAGCUGCGAAAAUGCUCAAGGCAAUUGACCAGAUGGGAUCUAAGUAUGGGCUGGAUCUCAGCAUUCAAGGGCAGUCGCUGUAA
This is a messenger RNA of Aspergillus aculeatus ATCC 16872, 1401 nucleotides long. Its product is annotated as putative nuclear membrane fusion protein Kar5. The record is from RefSeq and is a predicted model, not a curated record. NCBI's taxonomy places the organism in Eukaryota, Fungi, Ascomycota, Eurotiomycetes, Eurotiales, Aspergillaceae. Gene Ontology annotation, biological process: karyogamy involved in conjugation with cellular fusion; nuclear membrane fusion involved in karyogamy. The transcript is spliced from 5 exons. The coding region runs from base 1 to 1401 and encodes 466 amino acids. Gene Ontology annotation, cellular component: endoplasmic reticulum membrane.